AUGGCCUUGAGUUUCUGGAUACCAGCACUUUCUAAAGCGUGCUUCUCCUCAUCAGAAACGCCGCAGGUUGGUGUGAUGUCUCCCACCAGGCCUGCAGAGGGGGCAUUGGCCAUUCGGACCACGAUCUGGUCCCCUGAGCAGCAGAGAGAUGUCCCUGGCGACGCAGCGUACUUCUCCAUAGCAACCCCACCAAUACACCUGUCAUUGAACGCAGAGCAGAACUCACUCUCAGCGAUGUCGUGCACCAGUGCGAGUCUCAUGCACCUGUGCAUCAGGGGAUUGGUGGCUGCUUGUGUGAGGUUUUACUGGGAUGCCAUGCUGAGGGCACCGCUCUGCCAACAUGAUGCAUCCCAUCUUCUUCAAGACCAUACCUGUUGUAGUCAUACCCUGUUCCAGAGAGGAGGAGGGACAUUACCCCCAUCCUGUACAUGUGAUCCGCGAUGCUUUCUGGGCCCUUGA
Messenger RNA from Auxenochlorella protothecoides, 459 nucleotides. RefSeq lists its product as hypothetical. The coding region runs from base 1 to 459 and encodes 152 amino acids. NCBI's taxonomy places the organism in Eukaryota, Viridiplantae, Chlorophyta, Trebouxiophyceae, Chlorellales, Chlorellaceae. The record is from RefSeq and is a predicted model, not a curated record. The transcript has a single exon.